This is a messenger RNA of Oncorhynchus tshawytscha (Chinook salmon), 2977 nucleotides long. It is a transcript of the gene chrm4b, whose product is annotated as cholinergic receptor, muscarinic 4b. Lineage: Eukaryota; Metazoa; Chordata; Actinopteri; Salmoniformes; Salmonidae. The transcript has a single exon. The record is from RefSeq and is a predicted model, not a curated record. The coding region runs from base 1070 to 2467 and encodes 465 amino acids. Gene Ontology annotation, biological process: adenylate cyclase-activating adrenergic receptor signaling pathway. Gene Ontology annotation, cellular component: plasma membrane. Gene Ontology annotation, molecular function: G protein-coupled acetylcholine receptor activity.
AUGAGCCUGUCAGUUUGCAGUAAUUGUCGCACGGCAAUCAGCCUAGCUAAAUUCAGAAAACAGGCUGCACUUGAAGAAACAGGCUUUUGUACAGGCUCUAUACUGUGGUGUUAUUCAAUCAAUUAAAUGUAAAGCCCUUUAAAUCAGCAGUUGUCACAAAAAGUGCUUGUACAGUGACCUGGCCUAGAGCAAACAGAAGCAGAGAUGAACAGUGAACCAGGAAACACUCCCUGAAAGGAAGACACCUAGAGAUGAAUCCGGCUUCGAGGGGAGGCCCAUCCUUAUUGCAUGAAAACAUAUCAAGAGAUCCGUGACGUUACUAGGUGUUGCCAGUCUUUUACUGCAAGGAGACUUGAGUGGACCUAAUUGAGAACAUCAGCCAUAGGGCUGGUAGACCAUACAGAUGUUCGUGAAGAUGCUAAUGCUGUGUGUAAAUCACUUGUGGAUUGGUUAGGAAGAUGCUUGCAGACUGGGACGGUGGGACUACAGGCAGCCCAAUUCGUAAUUUAAGUUUGUGUGAUUUUUGUUAGGACUGGACAUUUGCUUAAAUUACACUGAAGAUUUCGAGAGUCUUUCUUCUAAUUUGAGGGGUAAGUUUAUCAGUUAAUUCCUGUAAAAUAUGUAACCCGCAUGAAUACAAACAGUAUGACAACUUCUAGUGCACAGGUUUGUUUUUCAUUCGACAAGCAUACUUCACCUGAUCCAACUUGGAAAGUUACAUUAGAAUUCCCCUUUAGCAAUGCAUAAAACAUUUCUCCACAUUAGCUUUUCAUAGGCAUAGGUUAUAUAUUUAUAUCUCAACAUAGACCAUAGAAUAAAAAUACAUAGCAGAGUUUAUUACAAUGCAAUUCCCUUCCUUUCGAGGCUAAUCUAUUCAUUAUUAUUAAUCUAUGAAUUACAAGCACAAAAGGUGUUGCUUUGUGAAAAUUCUGGAUGGGCAACUAAAAUUGAAUAGAGGACAUUGUAACCAUUUUUCGGAUAAGAUAUUUGAUCAAAAAUCUUCAAAUGCAACCUUAGGUAUUCAAUUUUUUGUUUAUUUGUUUGUUUUCAUCAAGUGCCUUCAUCUGAUAUGGAAAACAACGUCAGCUGGGUCCAUCCCUACGGCAACCACUCCUAUGGCGCUUAUGGGAGACCAGGCUGCCGUUACACCACUGCUGAACUGAUCCUCAUCGUCAUAGUGACCGGCUCGCUCAGCUUCAUCACCGUCCUGGGCAACGUCCUGGUGAUGCUGUCAAUCAAAGUCAACCGCCACCUCCAGACAGUCAACAACUACUUCCUGUUCAGCCUGGCGUGUGCUGACCUCAUCAUCGGUCUGCUCUCCAUGAACCUCUACACCCUCUAUAUCGUCAAGGGCUACUGGCCCCUGGGUGCGGUCAUCUGUGACCUGUGGUUGGCCUUGGACUACGUGGUCAGCAACGCUUCGGUUAUGAACCUCCUGAUCAUCUGCUUCGACCGCUACUUCUGCGUGACCCAACCAUUGACCUACCCAUCCAGGCGGACCACCAGACUGGCUGGGCUGAUGAUCGCAGCAGCCUGGCUCCUGUCUCUGUUCCUUUGGGCCCCGGCCAUCCUCUUCUGGCAGUCCUUCGUCGGCAAACGGAUCGUCCCUGAUGGGGAGUGCUACAUCCAGCUCCUGUCCAAACCCUCGGUUACACUGGGGAUGACGCUAACCGCAUUCUACCUGCCGGCGGUCAUCAUGAUUGUCCUGUACACCCGGAUCUCCUUUGCCAGCCGCAGUCGCCUCACUGCAGAGCUGCAUAGUAGCAGAGCGAGGACCUCUAGUGGACGACCAAAACAAAGCUGCCAUCUGAAGAGGAGCUGCGUCUCAACCCAGACAGACACUGAGCCAAAGAGCGACUUGGCCAUUUCCAUCGAAGCAGAGGUGAGUGUCUGCGCUAAGCAGGGGAUUAUCAAGGCCCUGAAAGACUCUACAGAGCAGGCCAACAAUAAUGUCAUCCCCACUUCAGAUGUUACCCCCUCUCUAGACCAAUUACCUAGUGAGAUUAACCAAGACUGCAGAUGGUCCAACAGUAGGGUCACGUUCAAUCGCACAAGGGAUAAGAACAGCUCUGCUACCAAGGUCUCCCAGCCAAGCUCUAUCCUUAAUGGCUCCAAUACAACUAGUCAGCUCAGAAAAAUGUUUUCCCCAUUUCCCAGCUUCAGUAAGACCCAGGUGAAGAGGAGAAGGAUUGUAGCGAGGGAGAGGAAAGUGACCAAGACUAUUUUUGCUAUUCUCCUGGCCUUCAUUCUCACCUGGACUCCUUAUAGCGUUAUGGCCAUCAUUGGCACCUACUGUCACUUCUGCGUCCCAGACACAGCAUGGACCAUGGGCUACUGGCUGUGUUAUAUCAACAGCACAGUCAACCCAGCGUGCUAUGCACUGUGUAACGUCACCUUCAGAAAGACCUUCAAGAACCUACUGAGGUGUCAGUACAGAAACACAGGUGUUGAAGUGAGGAUGAUGUGAGCUACUCUAUUAUAAUAUGUAAUAGAACAUUUGAUUAUUUAAGGAAGAUGCAUUUGAUUGAUGGACUACGAAGAUAAUUGUCUAUGUAAAAUAGUAUCAAAAAUCGAACAAAAUGUUUCAAAGCAGCACAUUAAAAGGUAUGACAUCCAAAGCCUAAGCUGUACUAAGCCAAUCCUUAGUAACAACUGUAUAAUGUUGUUAAAAUAAUGCCAUUCCUCUUUCUGCUGACAAUUCUAUAUGCCUCUUGCUUUUGUUUGUGAUGAUGUAAUAUUGUGAUGAAGAUAUACUGCCAUUUCUUACAAAAUACAAAAUCAUGAAUUACUGAUACUAGAUUAUGGAAUGUUCACUCAAAUCGCUGCAAACGCUGCUGUAGGCCAACAUCAGAUCGAGCAACCUCAGCUGCAAUCAGAAAGCAUUCAUACCCUUUUGACUUAUUCCACAUUUAGUUGUCUUACAGUCUCAAUUCAAAGUGGAUUCAUUUGAUUUAGUUUCUAACCGAUCUACACCCAA